Molecule: messenger RNA, 2223 nt
Organism: Spinacia oleracea (spinach)
Lineage: Eukaryota; Viridiplantae; Streptophyta; Magnoliopsida; Caryophyllales; Amaranthaceae
Product: protein FAR-RED IMPAIRED RESPONSE 1-like
Exons: 8
Coding region: 1-2223 (740 amino acids)
Molecular function (GO): zinc ion binding
Source: RefSeq, a predicted model, not a curated record
AUGAAUACCAUCCUCCUCCAGAAUUUCUUCCUCCACCUCGAUUUUGUACAGUUCAACGACUUCGUUCUCCAAGAUUUCUUCCUCCACCUCGAUUUUCUACAAUUUGGGGCUCCUUCUAGAUUUGCUGCUCCUGAUGGAUUUAAUUCCACUGUUAACUUUCAAUCACCUGCUCCUCCUAGAUUUGAAGCUCCGGAACCAAUGAAUUUGUUACUUGAAUAUCAAACAGGAAAUACUGCAACAACAGAAACAACGUCAGACACAACUUCUGGAAAAACAUCAGAAACGAUGUCAGACACAACGUCUGGAAGCAACACAUCAAGUUUAAAAACUAAAUUUGAUAACUUAACAGAGGAUGAAAUAAGAGGAUCAUUGACUGGAUAUGAAGCACAAACCCUUGAUGAAAUAUUUUCUCUUUAUCAAAGACAUUCAGUGUCAGAAAGAAAAAUUGAUGAAGAUAAGGCACAAGUAAUUGAAGGGCUUGCUUUAUCAGGAAUACAACCAGCAGAUUCAUACAGAUAUAUGUGUAAUGAAUCCGGUGACCCGAAAGUGCUUGGCCACACAUUAAUUGACCACAUGAAUUUUUCAAGUAGAUUGAAGAUGAAAACAAUAGAAGGAAAAGAUUCACAAGCAGUGGUGAAUAUGUUAAUUCGCAGAGGAGAAGAAGAACCGGAUUUUUUUUAUCGUGUUAAGUUGAAUGAGAAAAAUCAAGUUAUAGGCAUAUAUUUGAGAGAUGGAAUGAUGAAAGAAGAUUAUGAUAUAUAUGGAGACGUGUGUGUGUUUGACACGACCUUCAGAACAAACAAAUACAACUUAGUUUGUGCACCGUUUGUAGGCGUCAACAACCACUGGAGUAAUGUGAUGUUUGGAUGUGCCUUUAUUGCUGAUGAAAAAACAGACACUUUUGUGUGGCUAUUGGAAGUAUUUCUAGAGUCUAUGGGAGAAAAAGCACCAUUAACUAUCUUCACUGAUCAAGAUCAGGCAAUGGCAAAUGCUAUUGAACAAGUAUUUCCUCAUACUAGACAUAGAUUAUGCUUAUGGCACCUACAAAAAAUUGUUGUGUCAAGGUUUGGAGAUUUAAAGGCUGACACGACAUUCAAGGACACUUUUAAAAAGUGUUUAUAUGGCUGCUUCAAUGAAGAACAAUUUGAAACAACAUGGUUUGAAAUGAUUCAAACGUAUGGGCUUCAAAAUCACGAAUGGUUUACAAAUUUGUACACCAUAAAGGAAAAGUGGUGUACAGCUUUAAACAAAGAUUUUUUUUCAGCUGGUAUUUUGUCUUCACAAAGGAGUGAGAGCACAAACAAUGCCAUUGGAUUUAAAGGGAACAAAUCAACUACCCUAACAGAAUUCUUCCAUAUAUUUGGGGCAACAGUAGAUCGGUGGAGGUAUCAAGAAGAUCAGAAUGAGUUUAAAUGCGGAAAUUCAAUGCCUAAAUCAGAUUUUCCAAUGGUUGGAAUGAUUAAACACGCGGCAAGUGUUUAUACGCUCACCUUGUUUCGAGAUUUUGAAAAAGAAUUCAAGUAUGCAAUGGGUUGCAUAUCAACUAUUCAUCACAUGGAGGACAGUUUCAUUGGUUAUAAAGUACAACACGAAUCAUGGCCAGACCACACUGCAAAACAUGUAGCAUUUGAUCCAUCAACCAAUUCAAUUGCUUGCAAUUGUAGAAAUUUUGAAGAAUCAGGAUGGCUAUGUUUUCAUGCAAUUCGAGUUCUACAUGUACAUUCUAUAAUCAAUAUCCCAGAGAAAUAUAUUUGCAAAAGAUGGACAAAGUUUGCAAAAAGUGAAGUAUGGAAGAGAGUGGAACAAAGAGAAGAUAAUGGUAUUGAAAAAAGAAAAAUCACUCCAUGGCGUUACGAGAUGGCAAGAAAUUUUUACAAUUUGGUUCUUAAAUGUCAGGACAGUGACGAGGCAAAAAAGGUUCUGAGAGCUGCUUAUGCAAGUGCUAGUGACAACAUAAAUAAAGUGCUAGAAGCAGAAAAGGCAGCAAAAAAAGAUGCAGCUCAAAAAGAAGCAGAGGAUGUGGCACCUACUUCAUCAUCAUCAUCAUCAUCAAAUGCACUUCUAGAAUAUCCUGGUCAAUUUCCACAAAUAACAGUUCAGAAUCCACCACAAAUAAAGACAAAAGGAAGAAGUAAAAGAAAAAAGGGACACUUUGAGGUCAGAGAAUCAUCAACAGCAGCUAAAGAAUUCGGAACAUUUCCAACAAAACCACAACUAUUUUAA